Messenger RNA from Myotis brandtii (Brandt's bat), 1953 nucleotides. It is a transcript of the gene GTF2E2, whose product is annotated as general transcription factor IIE, polypeptide 2, beta 34kDa. Gene Ontology annotation, biological process: transcription initiation at RNA polymerase II promoter. NCBI's taxonomy places the organism in Eukaryota, Metazoa, Chordata, Mammalia, Chiroptera, Vespertilionidae. Gene Ontology annotation, cellular component: transcription factor TFIIE complex. The transcript has 8 exons. The coding region runs from base 5 to 883 and encodes 292 amino acids. The record is from RefSeq and is a predicted model, not a curated record.
CAUUAUGGAUCCAAGCCUUUUGAGAGAAAGGGAGCUGUUCAAAAAACGAGCUCUUUCCACUCCUGUAGUAGAAAAACGUUCAGUAUCUUCUGAGUCAUCAACUUCAUCAUCAUCGAAGAAAAAGAAGGCAAAACUAGAACAUGGAGGGUCAUCAGGCUCUAAACAAAAUUCAGAUCAUAGCAAUGGAUCAUUUAACUUGAAAGCUCUUUCAGGAAGCUCUGGAUAUAAGUUUGGCGUUCUUGCUAAGAUAGUGAAUUAUAUGAAAACGCGUCAUCAGCGAGGAGAUACACAUCCUCUAACUUUAGAAGAAAUUUUGGAUGAAACACAACAUUUAGAUAUUGGACUCAAGCAGAAACAAUGGCUAAUGUCUGAGGCAUUAGUCAAUAAUCCCAAAAUUGAAGUAAUAGAUGGGAAGUAUGCCUUCAAGCCCAAGUACAACUUAAAAGAUAAGAAGGCUCUGCUUAGGCUCUUAGAUAAGCAUGACCAGCGAGGCUUAGGAGGAAUUCUUCUAGAAGACAUAGAGGAAGGACUGCCCAAUUCCCAGAAAGCUGUCAAGGCUUUAGGGGACCAGAUAUUAUUUGUAAAUCGUCCUGAUAAGAAGAAAAUACUUUUCUUCAAUGAUAAAAGCUGUCAGUUUUCUGUGGACGAAGAGUUUCAGAAACUGUGGAGGAGUGUCACUGUGGAUUCAAUUGAUGAGGAGAAAAUAGAAGAAUAUCUGAAGCGACAGGGUAUUUCUUCCAUGCAGGAAUCCGGACCAAAGAAAGUGGCCCCUAUCCAGAGAAGGAAAAAGCCUGCUUCACAGAAAAAGCGACGAUUUAAGACUCAUAACGAACACAUGGCUGGAGUGCUGAAGGACUACUCUGACAUUGCUCCUGGAAAAUAGGGAACAGUUUUGUAGGUGACGUGUCCGAGUCCAGGGCCAUAGAGCAGCCUGUGAAAUCUGCUACUGCUCAGGCACAGGGGCCCCUGGAGCACCAACAGGCACCAGCACCUGCUCUCGCAGCCCCUUACCUGCCACAGGUCUGGCCCAAGAGCAUGCCCCUGGUCAAGGGUACAUGGCAUUGUUCUGGAAUGUGGUGAGGACUGUGCUUUAUUGACUUUCAUGCUGCCCCAUCAGCAACAAGACUAAGAACGAAAUUGAACCCAGAUGACAGGCUGAGAUGUGUGACCACAAAGUGACAGGAGCAGCUGGACGUCCUCUGCAGAGUAUCAUGUUCCUGAACACCAUGAAUGAAGCCUCCCUCGCCUGUUCAAUGACUCACAAAAUAUAGCUAAUAAAUUUCAAAUACCAAUGACCUUGAAAGUAAACAGGAUGAUCACGUCUAAAAAUAUUAAUGAUCUUCUCAGAAGUCAAAUGUUUGCUGCACCAAGUAGUUUUUCAUCUCAAUAAAAAUAAAGCAAUACUGAGGCCUACAAUCCUACCACCACAUCCAAUGAUUCUUUAAGAACAGGAUUUGAUGUCAAUUUAGAGAUGGAGACACCAGACCAUGAACUGAAGGUGCGCAGAACUAGAUGUGUGAUGCAACUCCUUUUCCAUGACAACUCCCGUCUCCUGGGUCCUCCUCCUUCUGGACCAGGGUGGAUAACCGGAAAACACACUGCUUGCUUCAAAUAGGCUUCCACCAGCGACACACAGCAUCCUGCUGAAGCCAGGUCUCCCGGUAGAUGUGACCCCUGAUGCUAGAACGAGAUCUUCCAAUACACAGCUCUUGGGGGUUUGGAGCCCGAGAAGAUGGAAGCGGUGGCAGUGAGGCCCCAAAUCUGGCUGCCUCACCCCCAGAGGCUCCGAGUCCUCCUCCCACAGAAUGCACACUUAGAGUCAUUGGACCCACUUCUCCCACAAUCUCAGCCAGAGGUAACAUCUUAGCUCCAAAAUCCCAUCAUCAUGAAAACAAAACGCUGCAGUCUACUUGAGAUUGUUUUUGGUCUGAUUAAAAUUUUUAUUGAAUUUUC